UGUGUCACAGGUGGCUGUCCCUGUUCCUGUCCCGCCCGGCCGCUGCUUGCCACGAGACCCCGAGAUCUCAUCUACCCCCGCUAUAUGGGCCAAAGUUGGCUGGGGAUAAGAGCUCACGCUUCUCGGCUUUGGUGUCAAAGCUUGUAGACCUACAUGAUUUCAACAGCAUGGCUGCGUCAAAGAUAAAGGAGGCUACGUGUGGAAAUAAACCAGAGACGUUUCCCACUGUGGUUGACAUAAAAAAAAAUAUACCAAAGUAUUGCUUUGAGCCAAAAGUGUCGACGUCUAUGUAUUAUGUUGCGCGUGACUUUGUGGCCAUAGCUUCUCUGCACCUGAUUUUCGAGUUGAUAAGCAUUUCAUUGCCAUGGUACGUGGUGUACACUGUCGCGCCCGGCUACAUGUUCAUGAAGGGAACAUUUUUUCUCGCUCUUUUCAUCAUAGGGCACGACUGUUGCCAUGGGUCGUUUUCCAGUAGCAGUAUUCUGAGUGACGUUGUUGGCGCUGCUUUGCACACCUUUCUCCUGAUGCCUUACAGCUGUUGGAAGUUCUCGCAUCGAGUCCACCACAAGAACACUUGUAAUAUAGACAAGGACGAAAUGUUUUACCCCCUUAGGAAGGAGAAUGCUCGCUUGCAACCAGCAAACACGCACAGUCUGUUCUGGAAAGCGUACUUGGCCUUGGAGUCUGGGCCGAGAUCUCUCCUGUGUUAUGACCUUCUAGUACGUACCUAUAUGUACGCAGGACGCCUAAUGGCAAGCGCUAUGUCGAUACUAUUCAAUAUUCUCUGGGCCACGGUGUUAUAUAGGUACGCGAUGCACUACGGCUGGGGUUCUUUAGUGCUACAUUAUUUAAUUCCGGUGGUCACCUAUGUCUCAUGGGGUUUCGUCAUCACAUUCCUUCAACACGCAGAUGAUGACAUCGCCUGGGCAUCUGGUCAUAAAUGGAACUACAUGCAUGGGCAGUUGAGCACAGUGGAUCGGCACUAUGGAUGGUUGCAUGGAAUAAUUCAUAAUGUAGGCACUCAUCAGAUCCAUCAUCUCUUUCCAAAAUCCCACACUAUUAUUUGGAGGAAGCCACUGUGGCUUUCAGGAAGAGUUACCCACAUCUUGUGCGAGUUAAUGCCGAUCCGAUUCUUCCGUCCUUUUUUCAGUUAUAUGGGAAGUACGUACGAAGUCGUCUAGUAGGCGACGACGAGGAAAUCGUUUGGUACAGAUAACUUGUGUUUGAUAAAACGGUAAGGUAUACCUAAUUUUUACGUGAAAAUAUACACGUAUACGUGUGACGCAAACCCACGUCUGCUCUUUUGUAUGUAUUUUGUGUCUGUUGUUGGUAAAAGAAUUCCGGCAAUGAUUUGCACCAUACAAACAGCCGUGUGGUAAAAGUGCUAACAGUUUUGCCGUAAGCAUGCAGUAAAUUCCGGUUGCAAAGCCAUCCUUAAAAGUUCUUUGUUGGAAGUAACCGGACCCAGUCAGAAAAAUUGAGGGUAUUUUUUCAUUCUAGCUAAUGAUAAAGACAGGUAUUUUAAAGAAAUUAACUUUGAGACAAAAAUUAAAACAAAAAAGAAAUCAAAAGCCUGAUAAAAAAGUUUAGACUUGGGCCCUUUUUGAUGGGUUGGUGGUAUUUUACGAAACAAAUAUGUUUUUAUUGACGGCCAAACAAGUGUUGUGUUUUCAAUUUGUAUUUUUUUUUUUCUUUUUUCUUUUUUUUAAUUAUCACAUGAGGAAUUGUAUCUCAUUUUGCCAAACAUGCACGUUUCCUA
This is a messenger RNA of Liolophura sinensis, 1759 nucleotides long. RefSeq names its product sn-1 acyl-lipid omega-3 desaturase (ferredoxin)-like. Gene Ontology annotation, biological process: lipid metabolic process. Lineage: Eukaryota; Metazoa; Mollusca; Polyplacophora; Chitonida; Chitonidae. Gene Ontology annotation, molecular function: oxidoreductase activity. The record is from RefSeq and is a predicted model, not a curated record. The transcript is spliced from 2 exons. Bases 168 to 1181 code for a protein of 337 amino acids.